CCCCCCUAUGACCCCCCUGUGCCCCCCCAGUCCCCGAAGGAGCCGGAGCAGCUCCGGAAGCUUUUCAUCGGCGGCCUCAGCUUUGAAACCACAGACGAGAGCCUGAGGAGCCACUUCGAGCAGUGGGGGACCCUGACGGACUGUGUGGUGAUGCGGGACCCCAACACGAAGCGCUCCCGGGGGUUCGGGUUCGUCACGUACUCCUCGGUGGAGGAGGUCGACGCCGCCAUGAACGCGCGGCCGCACAAGGUGGACGGGAGGGUCGUGGAGCCCAAGAGGGCCGUGUCCAGAGAGGACUCGCAGCGGCCCGGGGCCCACCUGACGGUGAAGAAGAUCUUUGUGGGGGGCAUCAAGGAGGACACGGAGGAGCAUCACCUGCGGGACUACUUCGGGCAGUACGGCAAGAUCGAGGUCAUCGAGAUCAUGACCGACCGCGGCAGCGGCAAAAAGCGCGGCUUCGCCUUCGUCACCUUCGACGACCACGACUCGGUCGACAAGAUCGUCAUCCAGAAGUACCACACGGUGAACGGGCACAACUGCGAGGUGCGCAAGGCGCUGUCCAAGCAGGAGAUGGCGAGCGCCUCCGCCAGCCAGCGAGGCCGCAGCGGCUCCGGCAACUUCGGCGGCGGCCGCGGAGGAGGAUUCGGCGGCAACGACAACUUCAACCGCGGCGGCAACUUCGGCGGCCGUGGUUACGGGGGCGGCGGCGGCCCCGGCUACUCGGGGGGUAACCGCGGCUACGGCGGCAGCGGCUCCUACGACGGCUACAACAACGGCGGCGGCGGCUUCGGCGGCGGCAGCGGCGGCAGGAGACCCGCCCGGGGGCCGGCCCUGGGCGUGCGCAACGGGCUGGCCGAGGCGGGCACAGGCAGUAAUUUCGGGGGCGGGGGCAGCUACAACGACUUCGGCAGCUACAACAACCAGGCCUCCAGCUUCGGGCCCAUGAAGGGCGGCAGCUUCGGGGGGCGCAGCUCGGGGCCCUACGGUGGAGGUGAGACCGGGGGGACCCCAAAAUCGGGCUGGGGGAACCUCAAAAUAACCUUAGGGGCAGCUCAGCGGGGCUCGGAUUUGGGGGGUUCAACUCGGGGCACUGCGGGGGAG
Molecule: messenger RNA, 1101 nt
Organism: Empidonax traillii (willow flycatcher)
Lineage: Eukaryota; Metazoa; Chordata; Aves; Passeriformes; Tyrannidae
Product: heterogeneous nuclear ribonucleoprotein A1-like
Exons: 7
Molecular function (GO): RNA binding
Source: RefSeq, a predicted model, not a curated record